This is a messenger RNA of Drosophila mojavensis, 1450 nucleotides long. RefSeq names its product T-box transcription factor TBX6 (gene Doc1). Gene Ontology annotation, cellular component: nucleus. Gene Ontology annotation, molecular function: DNA-binding transcription factor activity, RNA polymerase II-specific; RNA polymerase II cis-regulatory region sequence-specific DNA binding. Bases 142 to 1323 code for a protein of 393 amino acids. Gene Ontology annotation, biological process: cell fate specification; regulation of transcription by RNA polymerase II; heart development. The transcript is spliced from 5 exons. The record is from RefSeq and is a predicted model, not a curated record. Lineage: Eukaryota; Metazoa; Arthropoda; Insecta; Diptera; Drosophilidae.
AGAUCAGUUGGUUGCGAAACGUCGUGCGUGCAAGAACCCCGAACGUAGCGCUAAAGAAAUACCCAUUAGAAGUAAAGACAAGUCCAGCAAGUGGUCUAUUUGUAGUGAAGUGAAGUACUCUGUUUAAUUAAUAUUUGCAACAUGUUGUCCAUGCACGAGUUGAUGGAUAUGCAAAUGCAACAGCAGUUGGCCCACGAGAUAUACCGUCAGCAGAUCAUGCAACGCAUUCCAGAUCCCUUUCCGGCGAUGCUGCCCCUGCACAUGGCACAGCCGCAGCAAAUUAUGAUGCCCAGACGGCCGACGUUGCCGGGCGUGGAGGCCAAGUUGGAGAACAACGAAUUGUGGCAGCAGUUCCAUCAGAUCGGCACCGAAAUGAUCAUCACCAAGAGCGGCAGACGCAUGUUUCCCUCGAUGCGCGUCUCGCUGAGCGGCCUGGAGGAGGACACCAGCUACUGCGUCCUGCUCGAAAUGGUGCCCAUCGGCGACUGCCGCUACAAGUUCUCCGGCUCCCAAUGGGUGCCCGCUGGCGGCGCCGAGCCACAGAGCCCACAGCGCAUGUACCUCCAUCCGGACAGUCCGGCAACGGGCGCCCACUGGCAGUCGCAGGCACUGCUCUUCAACAAGGUCAAAUUGACGAACAACACACUGGACAGCAAUGGACACAUUGUUUUGGCCAGCAUGCACAAGUAUCAGCCGCGUCUCCAUGUCAUCCGCAGCAGCGAGCUCACCCAGUUGCCAUGGGCACCGCAGCAGGCAUUCGUGUUUCCGGAAACGGAGUUUGUCGCCGUAACGGCCUAUCAGAACGAUCGUAUUACCAAGCUGAAGAUCGACAACAAUCCAUUUGCCAAGGGCUUCCGCGAGUCCGGCCAGUCGCGCUGCAAACGCAAGCUGAACAGCAGCGCCAACUCCAGUGCUGACUCCGAAGAUGACGUCUCAAGCGUGAGCAGCUGUGAUUCGCCCCAGGCCAAGCGUCAGCGCGCGGACUUCGAAGUGGAUUCGCAGCGCAGCUUGUCACCGGGCUACUAUCCGGCAGCUGCUGGGCCACCAUGCCUAAGUCCAUCCUUGCAUCCGUAUCGGCAAUCCGUUGGUUAUGCACCGGCCGCAGCCUUUCUACCAGCGGACUAUUUUGCUGCAGCGCCGCCGCCAAUGACAACGCCGCCAGCACCUGCGAUGGCUCCUGCAGCAACUUCACCAGCUACGGCAGCUGCUACUUCCAGUGCAUCCACAGCAUCUCCAGCAGCUAACACUCCGACCAGUUCGCCGCGUGCAACAACUUCCACGAAGCGCAAUAGCUUCAGUAUUUCGGCUAUUCUGGCUUAUUAGAUGCAGAUGCGAUGGUGUCGCCCCCAUUUAAGCUUUUGUUGUGAUUACAGUGUGCAGUAUAUGAGCCUUAAGUUGUAAUAUGUUAAUUAGUUUUAAGCGCAGCUUACAAAUAAAGCAAAAUUUCAAU